AACUAGCAUGCAAGCGACGUUUACAUGCAGCUCCACGUCCCUGAGUCCCACAUGGCUAAUGAACUACAACAGUCGCUGCUUUUGCUUGGGUCCUCAUUGGUCUGUCGGGGGUUAACAGGAUUUGCAGUAAGUAGCUUUUGCCGAAAGGUAAAUCUUGCAGGAAAGUAGGUGAACCUCCUUCAGAGAACCAACACCUCUUCUGACCAACGUCGAGGUGUUGAAACGAGGAAAAUAUGAGCUAAAACGACACUUGGAGUUGUCAAACCUCCGGGACUCUUUACUUUGAAGUUUGUCAGAGACUUUAGCAGACAUGGUAGAGGUGUUUACCGGAAGGACACUCCUGAAUAAAGACGGGGAUAUAGUCGAUCCUGAAGAGGCGUUAAGGAAUAAAGUGGUGGGGAUCUACUUUUCUGCAGGAUGGUGUCCCCCAUGUCGAGACUUCACACCCAUCCUGUGUGAUUUCUACACCGAUCUGGUUGAAGAGAGCGAACCUCCGGCUCAGUUUGAAAUAGUUUUUGUCUCCUCAGACAAGUCGAUGGAUGACAUGGUUGAAUAUUAUCAUGAUAUGCACGGAGACUGGCUAGCUCUGCCCUGGACGGAUGAUUACAAGCAUGAGUUGAAGCAGCGCUACAAGAUCACAGCGGUCCCUAAACUGGUGAUUGUGAAGGAGAACGGCGACAUGAUCACAGACAAGGGCAGGAAACAGAUCAGAGACCGAGGCCUGACCUGCUUCAGGUCCUGGCUGGACGCUGCAGAGAUCUUCCAGAACUUUAAUGGUUAGGAAACAAAGUCGAGGAACACACUGGAGGGCCGAACAAAACCAAAGUAAAAUAUUUCUAUGCUCAUUUUAGUUCAGUGGUUCCCACUGGGGAUGAAGGGUCAGAAGAUGGUUAAGGGAUAUGAAAAAGCAAAUUUAUAUUUCUGUAACACAAAGUUGUGUUUUUAUGUUUUGUCAAAUACUGGAUAUAUUUGACUUCUUAAAAUCCUUUAAUUAAAUAAUCCGAGAAGGAAAAGUCAAACUUUGGUUGAAUUGCUCACAAGUCAUGCUUUGUCGAGGGGUUUACAUUUAGAUAUGGAUUUGUUUUAAGGGUUCACACGCCAAAAAAGGUUUGGAAACGCUGCUUUUAAACAUCCUAUGCAUUUAAGACUAACCUCAGGCAUGUCCUUUAUUAUGUGAAAAAUGCUCUGCUUUAAGAAAAUUGUGCAUUAAGUAUGAAUAAUACAAGCCAGCAACUGCCGUUUCUGAGUUUAUUUGAAAUGCAUUCAUUUAUGUUCUUUUAUAAGAUUGUGCACAAAUUAAACAUUCAGUUAAACCUUGCGUUUAUUAGGUAGAUAUUCUUUAUGCUUUUUAAGGUUUGACUUGUAGUUCUACAUUGAACUGCCUCUAUAUUUUUGUAUUUUUAUUUUAUAUGGGUUGUUAAGACGGUUAUUAAAAAUAUAUAUUCUGA
Molecule: messenger RNA, 1448 nt
Organism: Etheostoma spectabile (orangethroat darter)
Lineage: Eukaryota; Metazoa; Chordata; Actinopteri; Perciformes; Percidae
Gene: nxnl2
Product: nucleoredoxin like 2
Exons: 2
Coding region: 311-781 (156 amino acids)
Biological process (GO): photoreceptor cell maintenance; visual perception; sensory perception of smell
Source: RefSeq, a predicted model, not a curated record